UAUUGCCAUUGGCUACCAGGAAAAACUGAGGUGGGAGCAAGUCUUUUCAUUCUGUUUUCCUCAUCAUAUAAAAAUCACAAGGUAACUGGUGUAUGCUCUUCAUGCCAGGUUCCCCUGAAAGAUCAGUGUGCCAAUCUCUGCACAGGACAACCAGGAGAAUAAAAGAGUAUUUCUGAGAAAAUGGACAAAAUAGAAGACCUGAAAGUACAUGUGGAAAAAUAAAUGAAUCUUCAAGUAAACAGAAAAUGGAUUUUUUUUAACAGAAUGAUUUACUUUUAAUGAUUGAUUGUUGAUUUUAUAGCUGGAUUUGCAUACUCUGGGAAAGAUCAUCCUAUAAAAUUCUUUUUAUGCUGUUACUGAAUAGCAAGAUGAAUUUAACACAUCAUCAUCACCAUAAGCUGCAUUUAAUGCACUUUCGAAAUCACAGCCAUGGUUUGCAUGUUGGAGCCAAUGAGAGCCUGGAAAAGAGCCAUCACUCUGGAGGAUGCUAUGAGCAAUUGUUUGUGAUGCCGGAAGUUUUUGUAAUCCUGGGGAUUGUGAGUUUGCUGGAAAAUAUUCUGGUUGUAGUUGCAAUAUCACGAAACAAGAACCUUCAUUCCCCUAUGUAUUUCUUUAUCUGCAGCCUUGCAGUGGCUGAUAUGCUUGUGAGUGUAUCAAAUGGCUUUGAAACUGUUGUGAUCACUCUAUGGAAUCACACAGAUAGAAAUGCCCAACAUAUUAUUGAGAGCAUUGAUAAUAUCCUGGAUUCUAUCAUUUGCAGCUCCCUGCUUGCUUCUGUGUGCAGUCUGCUGUCUAUUGCAGUGGACCGAUACUUCACUAUUUUCUAUGCUCUUCAGUAUCACAACAUCAUUACAGUGAAGAGAACAGUCAUGAUCAUUACUUGUAUUUGGACAGCGUGUUCAAUCUCUGGUGUGUUGUUUAUUGUGUACUAUGACAGCAAUGUGGUCAUUAUUUGCCUUAUCAGUAUUAUGUUCACCAUGCUCGCUCUUAUGGUGUCCCUGUAUGUGCAUAUGUUUAUGCUUGCCAGGCUGCAUAUGAAGAGGAUUGCAGUUCUGCCAGGAACAAGCACAAUUAGACAAGGAGCAAACAUGAAAGGCGCUAUCACUCUGACUAUCUUACUGGGAGUUUUCGUAGUCUGCUGGGCUCCUUUUUUUCUACAUCUUAUUUUCUAUAUCUCUUGCCCCCAGAACCCCUAUUGUAUUUGUUUCAUGUCACAUUUCAAUGUUUAUCUUAUUCUUAUCAUGUGCAACUCUGUUAUUGAUCCACUGAUUUAUGCCCUGCGCAGUCAAGAGUUAAGAAAAACCUUCAAAGAAAUGAUAUGCUGCUAUUGUAUGGGGAAAUUGUGUGAGCUUGCAGGCCACUAUUAAAUGGGAACAGGUGGGUGUUAUUUAUAAAGAGCUUGAAACUUCAACUGUUAAAAGCUAAUAUGUAUUGUUA
Molecule: messenger RNA, 1437 nt
Organism: Pseudophryne corroboree (corroboree frog)
Lineage: Eukaryota; Metazoa; Chordata; Amphibia; Anura; Myobatrachidae
Gene: MC4R
Product: melanocortin 4 receptor
Exons: 1
Coding region: 348-1367 (339 amino acids)
Biological process (GO): adenylate cyclase-activating G protein-coupled receptor signaling pathway; regulation of metabolic process
Cellular component (GO): cytoplasm; plasma membrane
Molecular function (GO): melanocyte-stimulating hormone receptor activity
Source: RefSeq, a predicted model, not a curated record